Molecule: messenger RNA, 1890 nt
Organism: Artibeus jamaicensis (Jamaican fruit-eating bat)
Lineage: Eukaryota; Metazoa; Chordata; Mammalia; Chiroptera; Phyllostomidae
Gene: IFRD2
Product: interferon related developmental regulator 2
Exons: 12
Coding region: 170-1489 (439 amino acids)
Source: RefSeq, a predicted model, not a curated record
UCGACCGGUUUGUCAGGGCGGGCACCUAGCGAAGAUGGUGGUGCUCGCGGCGUGUGGCUCCCGUCGCUUGCCCAAGUCUCAGCUCAGUGCACCAGCCGGCGUUUCGCUGGUCUGGAGCCCCAGCCCGCCGGGUCCCUGACCCUGCGCCCCCUCGCGACAGAUUCCCGGUAUGCCCCGCGCUCAUAAGGGCAGCGCGCCCCGAAAGGGCAGCCAGCGCGGCAGAGGUGGUGCCCGGAGCAGCAGUGCCCAAGCUGACUCAGGCUCCAGUGAGGAUGAGGCAGCCAGCGAGGCCCGCAGCACCACCAGUGACUGCCCCAGCCUUCUUAGCACCGUGGCCGAGGACAGCCCUGGGGGGGAUGCCGUGGAUGAGCAGGGCCAGCAGGAGGACCUUGAGGAGAAGUUGAAGGAGUAUGUGGAUUGCCUCACAGAUAAGAGUGCCAAGAUCCGGCAAGGUGCUCUUGAGAACUUGCGGCUGGUCCUGGCGUCCCGCCUGCUCCCCGACUUCCUGCUGGAGCGCAGCCUUACGCUGGCUGAUGCCUUGGAAAAGUGCCUCAAAAAAGGGAAGGGCGAGGAGCAGGCCCUGGCCGCCGCCGUGCUGGGCCUGCUCUGCGUGCAGCUGGGCCCUGGCCCCAAGGGUGAGGAGCUGUUCCAUGGCCUGCAGCCCCUCCUGAUCUCCGUGCUUAGUGACAGCACAGCCAGCCCCACUGCCCGGCUCCACUGUGCUUCCGCUCUGGGCUUGGGCUGCUACGUGGCUGCUGCUGAUGUCCAGGACCUGCUCUUUUGCCUCACCUGCUUGGAAGGCAUUUUCAGCCAGUCCUGCAGCGUGGAUGGCUCCACAGCCCCUGCCAGCCUGCAUGGCCUGUUCUGCGCUGCCCUGCAAGCCUGGGCAUUGCUCCUUACCAUCUGCCCCAGCACCCACAUCAGCCACAUCCUUGACAGGCAGCUGCCUCGGCUACCCCAGCUCUUGUCCAGUGAAACUGUGAACCUGCGGAUCGCUGCUGGCGAGACUAUCGCGCUGCUUUUCGAGCUCGCCCGGGACCUUGAGGAGGACUUUGUUUACGAGGACAUGGAUGCCCUCUGCAGCGUCCUGCGCAGCCUGGCCACCGACAGCAACAAGUACCGUGCCAAAGCCGACCGCCGGCGGCAGCGCUGCACUUUCCGGGCUGUGCUGCACUCUGUCGAGGGCAGCGAGUGUGAGGAGGAGACAGUCCGCUUCGGCCUCGAGGUGCUCUACGUGGACAGCUGGGCCCGGCGCCGGGUUUACACUGCCUUUAAGGACGUGCUGGGCUCGGGCAUGCACCACCACCUCCAGAACAACGAGCUCCUCCGUGACAUCUUUGGCUUGGGCCCCGUGCUGGUGCUGGACGCCACGGCCCUGAAGGCCUGCAAGCUGUCCCGGUUUGAGAAGCACCUGUACAAUGCCGCUGCCUUCAAAGCACGGACCAAGGCUCGUAGCCGAGUGCGGGACAAGCGGGCAGAUAUCCUGUGAGACGGGACCCGCCGAAGAGGAGACUGCCCCCACCCUUGCCCGUAUUUUUAACAGGAGACAGUGCACUGGUGCCUGCCAGAAAUUGUCACUUUAUUUUUUUAAUGACUAAACCAAAAAGACCUUGGGGUGGGUGGCUGGAGGCCAGGCCACUUGGUGUCCCGGCCCUCCACCCCCACACUCGGCCACUGUGGUCUCUGCCUGCCCUGUCUCAGUGGGGCAGGCAGUCGGAAGGUCAUCGAUUCCUUUCUCAGGCCUUGCUCCCCAGGGAUGAACCACUUCCUUGGGGGGGGUGACAUCUGGACAAAUGUCACAACAGGUGGGGAGGUGAGGCUAUCUGGAAUGGAUUUCUGUGCUAAUUUUUAAAGAAUAUUAGAGAUAAUUAAACUGAGUGCUCAGCCUUC